GGAAGGUUUUGGAAGGAAAAGAGCCCGAAACAACAAUUCCAGAGAACUCUAGACACUACCCCCGCGCUUAUUAAUCCUUCCCACUAUUUUCAUUCUUUCCACUCUUUCUUUCACAAAUUCCACACUCUCACCAAACCCUAAUUAUCACUCCUCCUCCGUUAAUCUCUCAAAUUCCAUGGCUGCACACUACAAUUUCCUCAAGAGAAAAGCCACCGGCACCGUCGAUCAAAUCAGCCACGAUUUCUCCGAUUUCUCUCUAUCUUCUCCAGCUACCAAAAUUCGUCGCCUCGAUGCUGAAUUGACUCCAAUUGUUGAAGAAGAAGAAGAAGAAAACGAACCGUUAACUGUUUCUAACGACGAGAGAGCUAUUGUACUCUUCAAACCAUCUCUUCACUCUUCUCCCUCUUUCUCUCUCACUCUCAAUUCCGAUCUCAUCUCUGGAAUUAAGAAUAAUCAAGUUUCAUGGUCAAAACAAUGUGAUGAUUAUUAUGAUAACCUAAUUGAACAAAACGACAACAAGGAUCGUCGUUUAGCUAUUGUGCCCUGGGUACCACAAUCUUCCUCCGGUUCUUCUUCCCAUACUUUUGAUGAUGAUGGUGAUGAUGAUAACAAUGAAAAUACUAUAGAGUUGAUGGAAGCUGAUGUAAUGGGAGAAGAAAAAGAAGAUGAAGAAGAUGAAGGAGCCAUGAUGGAUGUAGAAGAACAACAACAACGACACAAUGACUCUUCAUGUUUUAACUCUUCAGGUUUUAACUAUCCUCCAACAAUGGUUGAGGGGUUUCAGCAGCACUGUUUGUUCCCUCAGAUUAUUCCUCAAAACACUUCAACUCCUAUUACUUGGACUCGUUGAAAAUUAUGACCUAGUUAGUAGUUAAUAUCUUUGUUGUCUUUGUUCUCUUUAGAGUGAUAGAUUACACUAGACAAGACCAUAGAUUUUGGUUUUGUUGGAGACAAAAGUGUGGUUUUCUUCUUUAGGUGACUAGGAUAAGUUGGUUAAAUGUCUAUCUCGUGAUUAAGAUGGAUUGGGUGAUGGAAUUCCUUGUAUUCAGAUCCUUCAUGUUACAAUGAAAAAUCAAUGUUUUAUUUA
This is a messenger RNA of Vicia villosa (hairy vetch), 1087 nucleotides long. RefSeq lists its product as uncharacterized. Lineage: Eukaryota; Viridiplantae; Streptophyta; Magnoliopsida; Fabales; Fabaceae. The record is from RefSeq and is a predicted model, not a curated record. The transcript has 3 exons. The coding region runs from base 176 to 850 and encodes 224 amino acids.